Molecule: messenger RNA, 504 nt
Organism: Fusarium oxysporum Fo47
Lineage: Eukaryota; Fungi; Ascomycota; Sordariomycetes; Hypocreales; Nectriaceae
Exons: 2
Coding region: 1-504 (167 amino acids)
Source: RefSeq, a predicted model, not a curated record
AUGAGCAAUCCUAUACUCCUUCCAGCUACGGAAUCGAUGCAAGAGCUAUGUCGACAAAAACAGGAAAGAGAGCUCCAGAACGUCCGUGGUCCGCUGCGUGAAUAUAAAGCCACCAUAACAGAUACCAAGAUUCUCUCUAGAUUCGAGAACGAACAAGCGCCCAAUAUUCGACGGCAAGCACUACAUGAAGGCAAAAGUGUCAGUAACGCCCGAAAUUACGGACCUCGUGAACUUGACAAAGGCACGAUUGCGUCACCUGAGCGUACUAUCACCGUCUUUAUACCACUAGCGACACAAACUGCAAGUACGCAAAGAUUUUCCAAAGUCCUGUACCAGCCUGAUAAGGAUAAAGCCGAGGUUAGGCAACUCCUACCUUGGGACGUCGGAAACCAUAUUCAGACCCCCGGAAACAGUCGAAUCGUUGUAGAGGAAGGGCCAGUAUGCUUUGACAUGGUUCAAUAUGAUUGGGAGCCUGCUAAGAGCCAAGAGAGCAAGGAUGAGUAG